This is a messenger RNA of Myodes glareolus (Bank vole), 1572 nucleotides long. RefSeq names its product phospholipid phosphatase 4 (gene Plpp4). Gene Ontology annotation, cellular component: membrane. Lineage: Eukaryota; Metazoa; Chordata; Mammalia; Rodentia; Cricetidae. Gene Ontology annotation, molecular function: phosphatidate phosphatase activity. The record is from RefSeq and is a predicted model, not a curated record. Gene Ontology annotation, biological process: phospholipid metabolic process; phospholipid dephosphorylation.
AGCCCAGGGGCCGCCCAGUAGCUGGGAAGCCACGCAGCGCGCUCGGGGAGGCCGGCGACUACAGCGGGGGCUUCCCCAGGCUUCCCUUCCCGGGUCGCGGGUGCGGGGCGCGAGUCCAGGGCACGAAAACUGCACCCGGCUCAAGGGAGCAGGGAGUCCCCGAAGCGUUCCCGAUCGGCGCGAUCGCGAGUGAGACCUGAAGCGACCGGUUUGGGUAUCCGGGAGCCCAGAGCGUGAGACUGGAGCUGAGCCCUUCUCGCCGCCCCCACCCCGCGCCCGCCUCCCACCCCGGCCCGCGGCCUGCAGCGCGCCUCCCUUACAGCCCAGUCUCUGGCUAGCUGCUCCGGCCGAGCCGUGGGAGCCACGGACAGCGCCAGUUGCCGCUGCGGGAGCUACUCCGGCUGCACCAUGCGGGAGCUGGCCAUCGAGAUCGGGGUGCGAGCCCUGCUCUUUGGGGUCUUCGUUUUUACAGAGUUUUUGGAUCCGUUCCAGAGAGUCAUCCAGCCGGAAGAGAUCUGGCUCUAUAAAAAUCCUUUGGUGCAGUCAGACAACAUCCCUACGCGCCUCAUGUUUGCAAUUUCUUUCCUCACACCCUUGGCUGUUAUUUGUGUGGUGAAAAUUAUCCGGCGGACAGACAAGACUGAAAUUAAGGAAGCCUUCUUAGCGGUGUCCUUGGCUCUUGCUUUGAAUGGAGUCUGCACAAACACUAUUAAAUUAAUAGUGGGAAGACCUCGCCCCGAUUUCUUUUACCGCUGCUUUCCAGAUGGGGUGAUGAACUCAGAGAUGCACUGCACGGGGGACCCUGACCUGGUGUCCGAGGGCCGCAAAAGCUUCCCCAGCAUCCACUCCUCCUUUGCCUUCUCGGGCCUCGGUUUCACAACGUUCUACCUGGCUGGCAAGCUGCACUGCUUCACGGAGAGUGGGCGGGGGAAGAGCUGGCGGCUUUGUGCCGCCAUCUUGCCCUUGUACUGUGCCAUGAUGAUUGCCCUAUCGCGCAUGUGUGACUACAAGCAUCACUGGCAAGAUUCCUUUGUCGGAGGAGUGAUUGGCCUCAUUUUUGCCUAUAUUUGCUACAGACAACAUUACCCGCCUCUGGCCAACACGGCGUGUCAUAAACCGUAUGUCAGCCUCCGAGUACCCGCUUCACUGAAGAAGGAGGAAAUACCUACAGACGACAGUGCGCCCAGCUUGCCUCUGGAGGGGAUCACCGAGGGCCCUGUAUGAUGGGUGUCUAGGAAAGAUGGACACUGAGCCCCUGGCUCGUUCUUCUACCCUGAUGUCAUAACACAGUGGAAAGGAUUUUCUGUAAUGUGAUUCUCAUCAGUUGCUCUAAAGUCCCCCAGCUUCUGUUCUGUGGAUGGUGUUCCUGCUGCUCCCCAUGUCUCCCUUCAACAUUUUCAGUUGGUAAGGUCGGGACACCGGGACCAGUCUCUGAGAGACCCACGCACAAGGAAGGCAGAUGCUAGGGCGGGGUGGGCAUGCUUGCUCAUCCAGUGAUUCCUUUACCUGAGGUGUUUGCCGUACCACCUACUCUCCUCUGUGUUCAUGUUGUAAAAUAUAAUAAAGUCUCCC